Molecule: messenger RNA, 3118 nt
Organism: Micropterus salmoides (largemouth bass)
Lineage: Eukaryota; Metazoa; Chordata; Actinopteri; Centrarchiformes; Centrarchidae
Gene: mppe1
Product: metallophosphoesterase 1
Exons: 9
Coding region: 321-1505 (394 amino acids)
Biological process (GO): GPI anchor biosynthetic process; endoplasmic reticulum to Golgi vesicle-mediated transport
Cellular component (GO): endoplasmic reticulum-Golgi intermediate compartment
Molecular function (GO): phosphoric diester hydrolase activity
Source: RefSeq, a predicted model, not a curated record
GCGAUCUCCGGAAAUGUUUCCAGCUUGACGGGUGAGGAGCUGAGAGGAGCUGAGGUCGAGAAUCAGCGGCAGGUUGCUCCCCUCUCACCACAAGCAGGGGACAAUUUAAACUUUUUUUUUUAAAUCUCGUAUUGUGAAUCACCUCCACACGGACCCUUUCUAUUUUAUCUGGCGCAGCCUCAGAGCAACUUGCCAUGAGCAUCACACGGCUGGAGACCUAAAACAGUCGGGUCUGGAAGAGGGGAGAAGAUGCCUCAUGGACCGCUCCAUCACCGCCAGUGCGCCAAUUCAGGGCAUCCCAAACGCCGAAUAACAAAGAAAUGCCGAGGUUUAGCGUCAGAUGGAUGGUUGCGGUGCUGCUGACUUUAGUGGUCGGUGGCGCUUUCUUCUUCUGCGAGUUUCUCAUCUACUACCCGACCAUCCUCAAGUGCGCCUGGCCGAAGAUCAGCCAUGCACGGGGCGGAGAGGGCAUCGACGGCCAGCCGAUGGACUCAACGGUCCGCGCUAUGGUGCUGUCGGACACCCACCUCCUCGGAGCCGUCGGGGGACACUGGUUCGACAAGCUGAGGAGGGAAUGGCAGAUGGAGAGGGCUUUCCAGACAGCUCUGUGGCUGCUCAGGCCCGAAAUAGUGUUUAUUCUCGGGGACAUCUUCGACGAAGGCAAGUGGAGCUCGCAGAAGCACUGGGAGGACGAUGUGCGCCGCUUCCACAGGAUGUUCAGACACACCACUGACACAGAACUGGUUGUGCUGGUUGGAAAUCACGACAUUGGAUUCCAUUAUGAGAUGGACUGGUUCAAGCUGCAGCGCUUCGAGAAGGUCUUCAACGCUUCCUCCACCAGGAUCGUCACCAAAAAGGGAGUCAAUUUUCUGCUGGUGAACAGUGUGGCCCUGCAUGGCGACGGGUGUCCCAUCUGCCAGUCGGUGGAGAAGGAGCUGAUCAAACUCUCCAGAGACCUCAACUGUUCUCUUCAGAACUCUCAGUCCAGCAGCGGAGUGACGGACAGCUGUGAGGGCUCGCAGCUCUAUCCUCCCACACCGCCCAUCAUGUUACAGCACUAUCCUCUGUACAGAGUGAGCGAUGCCGGCUGCACAGGAAUGGAUGCUGCACCGCCUGAAGAGCGACACCUGCUGUUCAGAGAGAAGUAUGACGUGUUGUCUAAGGAGGCCUCACAGAGGCUACUGCAGUGGUUUAAGCCCCGCCUCAUCCUGAGCGGGCACACCCACAGCGGAUGUGAGGUUCUCCAUGACAACAAGUACCCAGAAAUCAGCGUGCCGUCCUUCAGCUGGAGGAACAGAAACAACCCCAGCUUCAUCCUGGCGUCGGUGUCACCGGGCAGCUACACUCUGUCCAAGUGUUUCCUGCCGGAGGAGAGCACGGUGAUCAGCGUUUACUGCUCGGCCGGCGCCUGCCUGCUGCUGCUGUUCCUGGCUCACUGUUUGUGGAUGAAAGGCCUGCUGCAGUGUCUCAGCCUCUGCCUACUGGGGAAGCACAAGUCUCUGUGAACUACGUUACCCAGAGCGCACCACAUCCCAGCGCAGAGCCCAUGAAGGAGAGUUCACUGUAGUUGGUAAACACCUGAUGUGAGGAUUUGCAAAUGUGACAUUCCUCUUCUGAACGGGUCAGAAAUCUGUUCAUACAACCUCGAUUUGUUUGUCCGAAUGUUUUGCGACACUGUGAAGGACAUGAAUAUAUAUAUAUAUUUUAAAUGUCUUUAAAGGACCAAAUGUUUAUCACUACUGAUGAUGAUGAUGAAGAACAUGUGGGCCAAAUUGCUGUUACAAACCAUCACUUGUGUUUGUUUACCUUCCUUGCGAGUGCCAAACAGGUGGAGCUUAAUGCAUUACCAGAAUGAAGAAUCAGGAAGUUUUCAGUCACAGAAGAGUCACUAACUUUACAAAAGCUGGCUGAAUCAUUAUGAAGGAAACACACGUGGCAUUAAGAGAGACCAAUCAAACAAGUACAUAUGUAAAUACUAACCUUCUGUGGUCUGAAUUAAGGUGGUAAAGUCAGAUGGUGGUUUAUUGUUGACUGUGAUCUGAUGUAAACACACUGAUCGUCUCACACUCUGAACACUGUUUAUGUUAUUGAUGUCCAAUAAUGUUUUUAUGAUGCAUAUCUGAAUCUAUUUAUUGCUGACUUUCUGUGCCAAAUGUUUGUGAGGGUUUUUGCCAAAUUGUGAAAACGUUUCUGAGGAAUUGUAGAUCAUAAAUCAGAAUCUUAGGGUCUGUUUUAGAGAGUUAUAGUGUAGACUAGAGGUCGAUGUCCACUAUGGCUCGGUAUAAUCUAUCACCUGAAGCCAUGUCACUCUGUGGAUGAAAUGUUAAAUAUUAUGGGAUGUUAAAACCUGGGGAGUGGCAGCAGAGAUGGACACGUUGUGGAAAUAUAAUGAAUGUGAUUUAAACACAAAUAUGUGUUUGCAAAUGCAAAAUCAUGUUGAAUAAAAAAGAAUACAUAUAAAUAUUGGACAUGUUCCUGAUACUGAGAUACAGUCCUCUUUUCACAUUUGACUUGUCUUAAAGCUUAAAAAAUCUUGUUCUUUUCUUUAGGGUUGGAAAAUUUGAAAAUGUAUACUGUGAGAUAUAAAUGUGUCAGCUUCUGACAUUUCAUAAUGUGCUGGCACUCACUAAUAUCUCUGUAAUAGGCCAUAUUUGUAAUAUGCAAUGUUGCCAAUCAAUGAGCAAUAUUGGAUUUUUAUGAUCUUUGCAUCAAUAUGAUGAAGUACUUGAUUUUUCAGGUAUCUAAAUAACUGGAUUAUUCAAGAAUAUGGCUGCAACUGACAGUUAUAUUCGUUAUCAAUUAAUCAAUCGGUUCUUUUUGUCUGUAAAGAAUCCUCACAUUUGAGAAGUUAAAAACCUUCCAUCAUUAACAAGUUAUUAAUUAGUCACCAAAUAAUUGUUUGAUGAACUAACUGAUUACUCAAACAACUGAUUACUCAAACAAACCUGUAAAGCUAAAAAAACCCAACUGUCAAUACAUUUGUAUAUAUGAUACAUAUAGUUAUGUAAAAUUAUACAUAUCCUGAUGGGAUCACUUUCUCCAUAUUGUGCACUCCUGAUCUUCUUUGUGCCUGAGACAGAUCUAAUCUGGAAAAUAGGUCAAAGAUAUUAACCUGGAU